Molecule: messenger RNA, 4052 nt
Organism: Catharus ustulatus (Swainson's thrush)
Lineage: Eukaryota; Metazoa; Chordata; Aves; Passeriformes; Turdidae
Exons: 12
Coding region: 110-2098 (662 amino acids)
Biological process (GO): dephosphorylation
Molecular function (GO): polynucleotide 5'-phosphatase activity; protein tyrosine/serine/threonine phosphatase activity
Source: RefSeq, a predicted model, not a curated record
UUUCGGGAAGGUUCUGUGUCGCACCAGCCUUUCCUUCCUCCGCCAGGGAAAUCCUGUCCGGUGCCCACUUUCACCGCUGCCUCCUGCUCUGCCUGCUCCUGCUUUCAGCAUGGUAAAGAAGAAUACUAUCCCUGACGGAUGGCGGAGUUUGACACCAGUUGGACAGCCUAUACCAGGAACAAGAUUUAUUGCAUUCAAAGUACCUUUAAAAGGGGCAAUUAACCAGAGGCUUACCCCAACCCAGAAAUUUACACCGAAAGAUCUAAUUGCUGCAAUGAAAGCCCUAAAUGUGGAGCUUGGAUUAAUUAUUGAUUUAACAUAUACCACACGAUACUAUGAAGUUAAGGAUUUACCUAAAAGUGUGCAGUAUAAGAAACUUUAUACUGUUGGACUUGAAGUCCCUGAUAAUGCUACUAUCCUACAGUUCAAAAAAUGGGUCAGAAAAUUCCUUUGGGAAAAUGCAGGAAAUGAGAAGCUCAUUGGCGUGCACUGUACUAACGGAAUUAAUAGAACUGGCUACCUUAUAUGUAGGUAUCUUAUAGACGUUGAAGGCUGGGAUCCAGAGGCAGCAAUUCAGGCUUUUGGUGAUGCUAGAGGUCAUCGCAUGGAUGGCCUCGUGUAUCUCACAGAUCUCAGGACACAGCCAAUGCGAAGUAACCUUGGAAUGGAUGUAUGGGAUGCAGAUGAAGAUAUUAUCCCACCACCACAUGCGAUGGAAGGAUCUGUAGAGCGGCUCCCAAAUGAAGAUUUUCAGGGGUCUGGGAAAAGAUUAAGAAUUUAUGAUGACCACUCUUACAAUGAUUUGCAAGGACAGAUGCAGUUGCGAGAUUUUGACUUCAUUAAUAAGGGGCCUGGACACAGACGAAGACCAUUUCAUGACCAUCAAACUCAGGAUGAAUUAAGAGCAUCAGUGCAGAUGAGAAAUUGGGACUACAAUAGGGGACCAGAACAAAGACAAAGAGCCUUUUCUGACCACCACUUUUAUGAUGAUUAUCAAGAAGACACGCAGCUGAAGGACCCAGACUUCAGUAACAAGGGACGUGGACAGAGUUUGAGACCUUUUCAUGGACAUCAGUUUCAUGAUGAUUUGCAAGCAGACAGACAGUCUUUCGACUUCAACAGAGGUCAGGAACAAAGGCAGAGAUCUUUUCCUGACCAUCCAUCUCCUAGUGAUUUACAGGAAGACAGGCAAUCAAAAGAUUUUGAUUUUGGUGGCAGGGGCCGUGGCCAGAGGCGAAAAAUGUUCCAUGACCACCAAUCUCAUGAUGAAUUUCAGACUCAAAUGCAGUUAAAAGAAUUGGAUUCUGCCAGUAGAGGUCCUGGCCAAAGACUGAGAUCCUUCCAUGACUACGAGUCCCAUGAUGACUUGCAGUCACAGAUGCAAUUGGGAGAUUUUGAAUUUGUUAAGAGGGAUCGUGGACAGAGGUUGAGACCUUUUAAUGAUCACCAGCCUCGCAAUGACUUAAAAACAGAGAUGCAACUGAAAGAUUAUGAUAAUAAAGGUCCUGGACAAAGGUGCAGACCUUUUCAUGACCCUCAGCCUUACGAUGGCUUACACGAACAGACUCAAUCAAAAGAUUUUGAUUAUGGUAGUAAAGGGCACGGAAAAAGGCCAAGGCCUUUCCACGAUCAUCCAGGUCACAAUGACUUGCCACGUGAAUGGUGUUCAGACAGAAGCCAGGCCUUUUCUUCCCAUGAAAAUGUACCAGAACCUCAUUUCUCCUCAUCUCCUUCACUUCACAGGGAUUACGGGUCUGAUAAUGAUGACUUUAACAGAAAUUAUAGUAAUCGACCACAUUGUCCUGAAGACAAUAGGAGAGUGCAUCCCUCGGAGGAGUUUAAUAGAGGAAAAAACAGAUUUGCACCAUACUCUUCACGAACAAUGCACCCAUCUUCAUCCAUACACCAAGAAGAUAGUUCAAUAGACUAUGAAAGAAAGCCUUUUCAGGGUGAAACUACCAGAAGCAUGGAACAAAAUAAAAGGUUGCCAGUUGUAACAGUUGAUUACAAUUAUGGUCUGCCGCUAGAUUGUGGACCUGAAGAGGAAGAGAGAUCACAUUAUGAUUUACCACCCAGAGACCUCUACAGCUGGAACUGAAUAAAAAGGGCAAUGUUUGCUCCACUUAGAAUUGCUUUUACCCAUUUUAUUUUGUAUGUGGACCAAUUUUUUUUAAAGCAAAUUAGUGAAAUGAAAAUUUCAGUAGUAAAGAACAGGUCUGUAUUGUAAGAUUAGCUUCUACUGAUCUUUUAAUUUAUUAGGUUGUAUUUGUUAAGUGUCGUUGGAGACAAUGUCUCUGUACACAUGGAAUUAAACCAGUCCUUCCUUUUAGUGAAUUGCAACCCUGAAACAAACAACCUCUUAAAACAAACAACUUUCUGAGUGAUUGUGUUUGUUUUUUGUUUUACAGUUCUUUAAAAUAUAUAUGAUUUCCAGAUGCAUAAUAAAACAGUGCACUAUCAGGUAGAUUAGCAUUGAAAUUAUAGGGAAAAUACUUAAAAAUUAAUGAAGCCAAGUUAUGUCCUGUUCAUCCUUUAAUUUGAAAACAAAAGUUUGAAUUACUGCUAACAAUCACUGCAGCAUCACAAUUUACUUCCAUGUUACCUGUACCAUCCACUGAACUGACAUAGUUGCAUUCUUUUUCAUAGCAGAAUUUUUCCCAGAUUGCUAAGAACACGUAAGCAAGUGGAGUUUGAAUAUUCUAAAUGUCAAACUUGGUUUUCAGUAAUUGAAUUAUCUCAUCCUGAUUGUGUAUUUUUUUCCUGAUCCCUUAGGUUUCCUAUGUUUCAGGUAAAUUUCACCAGUUUCUCAGCAACAAAUCCUAAGGAAGGUAGGUCAUGUAUGUGACCUGAGCUGUCUCGACUGGCCAAGGGCACUGGUGCUGAUGUACUUACACCUCCUCGUCAGUCAUAUCUGUCCUACUCCACAGUUCUGUUUUUUACUAGUUUCUUCUUACAGCACAGUAAUCAGAACAGAAGACUUAACUUCUUCAGGUGAGCUCCUUUUAAGUCAUGUAUUGAACACUAUCCUGAACUGCCUGUGGCUCUCAAAAAGGUAGUGCAACAGCCACUAACUGAAUUUAUGCCAGCAGCUGCACAGUAGCACCAACAGCUCCUACUAUGGAUAAAGAAAUCAUUCCAUAGGAUGGAAAACAGUAUUACUAUAAUACUUAGGUAAAUUAAAAUACCUACAUUUUUCAUUAUUAUUACAUUUUAAUGAAGUAAUACUUUAAAAGGCAUCACAAUAAAUAAGGAUAAAGGUAAACCAUUAUAUUAAAAUAAACAAUUGAAUGCAAACUACUUAAGUCAUACAGUUAAGACACUGCCUUAAAAGCAAAGCUUUAAAGCAUCAAGCACGAGAGCAAGAGGGUAUAGGUAUACACUAGAAAACUGGAAAAAAAAGCAUUCAUAGCCAAAACUCAGAAAGUUUUUUGCCUUUUAGUGGCACCAUAAAACCCAGAGUUCUGAAUUAAUGGUUCUGUACUAAAAAAGAAGUAGAUUGGAGUAUCUUGUAACACAUGCAGACAGUUCCCUAGUGAAAGGACUCCGUGGAUAUAAAUUCAUACUGCAAAUGCUUCAUUGCUUGUGCAACUGGUAGAACAACUUUGGCUUUGUUCAUUGUGCAAAGUAAAUAGUUUUCUCAUUUUCACAGCAGCUUUGUAUUUCCCAUUAAAUUGUAUUUGCCAUCAAAUCUGAUGGUGAGCUUCAUUCAUGUGGUCUCAGGAAUGAAGCUCUGUCUAUAUAAACCGGUUGUGGAACUGAACACUAAAUGUUAAGAAAGGGCAUUUGUUCCUUCACUUGCCUUUUUUUUUAAUUGAGCUGUAAGAUGAGAAUCUUUAUCUAGACUUCUUUAUUUGGAAGCAAGAAAGAUCUGCAAUGUGGGCUACUAUAGUGCCUAGAUCUUUAAAAAAAAUCAACAGAAAAACACCCUUACAUUGUGCAGCAGGGACCCAAGAAUUACAGACUGAUAUUACAAGCAUUUGUUUGAGGUUUUUUUUCUACUAUGUAUGCAGUAUUCAUAAAGUGAAUAAAGAGCAGCAAACAUUUGCCCUUUG